Molecule: messenger RNA, 1174 nt
Organism: Aspergillus wentii DTO 134E9
Lineage: Eukaryota; Fungi; Ascomycota; Eurotiomycetes; Eurotiales; Aspergillaceae
Exons: 1
Coding region: 188-820 (210 amino acids)
Source: RefSeq, a predicted model, not a curated record
CUCUCGCUUUCUUUUCCCAGACUUUCUUUUUCUUUUUUUUUUCCCUCUUUCCCUUUCUUUCUCUCUUCAAUCUGUCUGUUUCAUCUUUCUCAACUAGGAUCAGCUCAGAUCAUCCUGACCUGUCCAUCUCAUCUCCUCCAUCUCCUAUACACCACCCUCCUCUAUAUCCUCUAUACUGUAUACUACAAUGAUGUUUACAUCCUCAUCAACAAACUCCUCGAGAGACUUUUCUCUCCCAGACAGCCCCGUCUCCGGCCAUCCUCCACAGCCUCAGGCCUCAUUUCCUCCGCCUCCCAUCCGCCGUCGCCCUGUUCCCUCCAGCACAAAUAGCAUCAACCCUCCCAAAGCCCGUCGCUUCUACUCCUCCCCCUUGCACGAGGGCUCCUCCGACUCGUCCACCCCCCUCCAAGUCUACGGCCUCGAACAACGCGAGCCCUCCAUCUACAACGAAAAGCCCAAACUCCUCCGCCGCUUCUCCCACGCCCUCGACGACAUCAAAGAGGACUUCUCCCUCCAGCUCGACCCCAGAACCACCGCAGACAAGAUCAAGCGCAGAUCCACCCUCAUGCUCGAUGGCUGGAAUGCCCCCUCCACCCCUUCCGCCUAUCCCGGCUCCCAGUCCUCCUUCGAUGUCUCCUCCCAAUCCCCAGAGCGCUCCUCCCUCUCCCGCCCCAUGUCCAUCCUCUCCUUUGACAAUUGGUCGCCCCCACGCAGACUCGGCCGUCGCCUCACCAUGACCUUCUCGCAACGAAGAAAGCGUCUCAAUCAGGGGGCCAGCAUCUCCUCGCCAAACCUCAUUGGCGCUUCCACCCAAAUAUAACCGUGCCAUGUCAUCUCCCGCUCACAUGCAUCAAUCUGAAACACCUCGAGUCGUCAGUCGAGACGUCAGUCGCAUGUGAGGGACAGUACCUAUAAUAAGGUGACACACCAACAUAAAAGUACAACAUGAUUUGUUUUGAUUGAUAUAUUUUUACACGGUUUGGUUUGGUUUUGGUUUUGGGUCUUUUCAUUUUCCGUUUUGCAUAUCAUAACCUGGAGUUAUUUUUUCAUGCGUGGUUGAACCACCCGCCUGGUGCUUAUACUUUACCCCUGUCUAUGUACAGGGGUUCUCCAUCUGUCUUCGUGUACGUUUUUUUAUCCCUCCUUUUUUGUUUCUUUUCAUUUUCGGGCAUAU